This is a messenger RNA of Choloepus didactylus (southern two-toed sloth), 4596 nucleotides long. It is a transcript of the gene PIGV, whose product is annotated as phosphatidylinositol glycan anchor biosynthesis class V. Gene Ontology annotation, biological process: GPI anchor biosynthetic process. Gene Ontology annotation, molecular function: alpha-1,6-mannosyltransferase activity; GPI mannosyltransferase activity. The transcript is spliced from 5 exons. The record is from RefSeq and is a predicted model, not a curated record. Lineage: Eukaryota; Metazoa; Chordata; Mammalia; Pilosa; Megalonychidae. Bases 474 to 1955 code for a protein of 493 amino acids. Gene Ontology annotation, cellular component: mannosyltransferase complex; endoplasmic reticulum membrane.
GAAUUGGGUCCUGCCUAGGAGGUGCAGAUGCGCAGGUGCUAAGCACUGGGCGCCAGCUUGGGAACCCUGGCGCCCUGGGAGGUCGUCAAUGCAGGCCGAGGGGCGGGAGGUAGAGGCCGUGGAGGAGCAGGAAGCCACGCCCCUCCGCCCUACUGGCCUCCUGGCGCCGCCUCUUCCUCUACAUCCUCCCGCCCUUCCCCGCUUUCCGGCCCGACGGCUUGGGGGCUGGGGUUCCUCUGGCCCCCUCGGGAGCGGCCCCUGGACCGUGGAGGGCAGAUGCCCGGUCCCCGGUAGCGGCUGUGUCAUAACGGAGCAGCUAAGUAUAAGCCACAAGUCUCCUGUGGCCACUGAGGCUGGAGCUUGACUCUGGAGAGAGGAAAGGAAGAAUGGAAGCCUGGUGGAGAGGCAGAGCUUAGAAGCCUGAGAGAGCUCAGUUCUGGUGGCAACACCGCUGGAUUCCUGGUGGCGAGAGCAUGUGGCCCCUGGACCCAUGCCGGAAAGAGGUGCUGAGGUUUGCGUUCAGCUGCCGCAUCCUGACUCUGGUGCUGCAGGCCCUGUUCAAUGCGAUCAUCCCAGAUCACCAUGCAGAAGCCUUUUCUCCUCCUCGCCUGGCCCCCUCGGGCCCUGUGGACCAACUUGUGGAAGGUCUUCUUGGUGGCCUGUCUCACUGGGAUGCUGAACACUUCCUGUUCAUUGCUGAGCAUGGCUAUCUCUAUGAGCACAACUUUGCCUUCUUUCCUGGUUUCCCCCUGGCCCUGCUGGUGGGGACUGAAUUGCUGAGACCCCUGCGAGGGUUACUGAGCCUACGAAGUUGCCUGCUAAUUUCUGUAGCACUGCUUAACUCCUUGUUCUUUGUGCUGGCAGCAGUCGCGCUUCAUGACCUGGGAUGUCUGGUUUUGCACUGUCCCCGCCAGGCCUUUUAUGCAGCACUGCUCUUCUGCCUCAGCCCUGCCAAUGUCUUCCUGGCAGCUGGUUACUCAGAAGCUCUGUUUGCCCUCCUGACAUUCAGUGCCAUGGGACAGCUAGAGAGAGGCCAGAGCUGGACUAGUGGACUCCUCUUUUCCUUUGCCUCUGGUGUACGUUCCAAUGGGCUGAUCAACAUUGGCUUUCUUGUGCACGCCCAGUGCCGAGACUUUCUAUUUUCUGUCCUGGUGCAGAGCCCCCUGAGGCAGCUCAUUAAGCUGAUGGCCUCUGUGUUCCUGUCAGUGCUCACACUGGGCCUUCCCUUUGUCCUCUUUCAGUAUUACGCUUAUACCCAGUUCUGCCUGCCAAGCUUAGCCCACCCCAUCCCUAAACCCUUGCUGCAGUUAGCUGUGGACAAGGGCUACCGGACUGCAGAUGGAAAUGUGCCACCUUGGUGUUCCUGGGACCUUCCCCUAAUAUACAGCUAUAUCCAGGAUAUCUACUGGAAUGUUGGCCUUUUGAGAUACUAUAAGCUCAGGCAGUUGCCCAAUUUCCUGCUGGCUGCACCAGUGGCUGUACUAGUUGUCUGGGCGACCUGGACAUACGUGACCACCCACCCUUGGCUCUGCCUUACACUUGGGCUGCGAAGGAGCAAGAAAAUUAAGACCCUAGAGAAGCCUGACCCUGGAUUCCUCAGUCCCCAGGUGUUUGUAUACCUGGUCCACGCUGCAGCGCUGCUGCUGUUCGGAGGUCUGUGCAUGCAUGUUCAGGUUCUCACCAGGUUUCUGGGCUCCUCCACACCUGUUGUUUACUGGUUUCCAGCUCAUCUGCUUCAGGAUCGAGAGCCGCUGCUGAGAUCCCUAGAGAUUGCAGCUCAGAAGCCUCUUGCAAGGGACUCCCCACCAGGACAAAAGGACCCCAGCAAUCCUAUCAUGGAACUUUUGUACAACUGGAAAACCUGUUCUCCAGUCACACGAAGCAUUCUAGGCUAUUUUCUGACUUACUGGCUCCUGGGACUACUCCUGCAUUGCAACUUCCUGCCUUGGACAUGACCUGGAGUCUCAAGGGGCAGGCUUGCAGCAGACUUGACCCAGGGGUCUGCAAGUACAGGUACACUCUGGGACAGCCUGUGCUGUCCUGAGAUUGUUACUCAUCCAGUAGAGUCUCUCUCUUUUCCUCUUUCUCUCUUUGGAGGUUAGCUGGGGAUGGGGGAAGUGUGAGCUGCUAGAGAGCCCCUUCUGGUCCUGGCCAGGACAAAUUGUAGGGUGAUAACUGUUUUCUCUAUAAGUGAAGAUCUCUUUUUCCAAGACUGAAGUACACUUACUUGGAUCUGUUUAGUUAUCCAAACAUAGCAGAGAUCGUCUAAGACCUACCACUGACCCACAUGUAAAUUAGAUGUAAAUUAUUUAAAUGUAAAUUUCAUCAAAGGCUCUAGCUGACAGACUGAGGAUCUUCCACACAAGACGGUGGUGGCCUGAGAAGUGUAGUGGCAUGGGAAAGUGGGACCAUUUUGCUAAAUGGGACAUGGUUUCUGAUUUUUUUUUUCAUGAUUUGGCAGUUUUAUGUAUAUGAGAAAUAUUACCGAGGUGCAAAUUAAACAUCAUUUGGCUGUGCAUAUAAUGAAUUAACUUUUUAAAAAUAAUACAAAUUACUUGGAAAAAUUUUUUUUCCAAGAAAAAGGGUAAGGAGAACGCUGCAUGAAGAGCAGGAGACCUGGAUUCUAGUCUUCCUAGUAAAACCCCAUUUACCAGCUGUAUGAUCUUGGGCAGUUAUUCAGAGCCUUAGUAAUCUUCUGGAACUAGGGCAAAUGAUAUUGUUCUUACUGGGGUGGGGGCGGGGGCUGAACCAUAUAAUCUCUUGUUAGGUCCCUUUCAGCUCAGAGAUCUUAAGAAUGUCCUUAAACAGAAUCUCCCAGUCUAAACACUUAUGUAGAGUCUCAAACAACUGAUUUUAGGAGACAAUGUCUCAAGUUCUCCCGCUUUCAGCAUUAGAAGAAACUUCACUUGGGUGCAACACUGAACAGUAACCUAAGUGACCUUUCCUUUGAAUGAGGGAAAGCAAUGACACCUGGCAAAUAAGAUACCUGUCCUGCAUAAGUCAGCCUGCACUCGGCUGAUUUUCCUGCCAUUCUUGAGAGCUUCUGCUUGCUUGCAUGGCAAACAUGGGUCAGAGAAGCCAACAUGGCAGCAUGAGGAGGAGGCAAAGAGGAGACUCCACGAAAGCAAAGAAUCUGGUGCUCCUACCUCAGCAAUAAAGAACCGAAUAAUUGUAGGUAAGGCCAAAGUUGAACGAAAUGGUAUCUGUCCUGCUUUCUGGCCUCCGUUUGGUUGUGAGACCAUCACUGUGACAGUAUAAGAUCAUUGGCUCCUGCUGAGCUAUUUUUGCUCUUUCCUUGAGCCAGAUAAGAGGCUCUCUAUCAUCACCACUCAUUCUCCAUUUGAGCCCAAAAUUCCAACAAGCAAGAACUCUUCAAAAUAGGUGGGGAAUCAUAAACAGCUCUGGAGAGCCCUGAGACUUGGAAUUUGGACACGCUGCCUCUGACUGUGACUGAAAGCUAAACUUGCCAGCUGAAGGGAAGCUCCUGGCUGAGCCCCAGCACCCUCUGUUGGAGCUUCUGGUCAGCCUGGCCAGUAAGCGCUGCCCAUCCACCGCCCCAGCGCUGAGCAUAGCUGAGCAGAUUUGGUCCAGAGUCAAAUGCUUCUGAAAACGUACACAUGGAUUGGGGCAGCCCUCUGCCUUCUGCCAAGAGGCCCAAGUGCCUUUCUUGGCAAAACAUGCUCACCCCUGCCCUAGUGUCCUUCCAGUUGGCAGAGACUGUUCUCUCUCUCCUCACCAACAGCUGCAAAUCCAGGGACUUCCACCCUUUGUACAGGAAGAGUUGGGGUCCUGUUUUGGUUCUUGAUUGCUGAGGUAGGAGCACCAGAUCCUUUGCUUUCUUGGAGUCUCCUCUUUGCCUCCUCUGGGGGGAUCAAGGGGACAGAUUGUUCCCCUACGGGAAGAGGUGACUCAGACCACACAGGAUAGGGUGUAAUUUCACUGCCCUGGCAGUGUCAGCCUCAGCUUCACACUAGCUCUCAUCACCCCAGAAACAAGUGAUUUCAAGGACCGGGAAUCCUACCUUCUUGGUUAAUACCAGAGAACUAAAUCACUCGGGGAUUCUGCAAAUACGAUUAUAGUUAGAACUGAUAAUUGAGGAGAUAACUGAGGACCACAGCUAGGCAGAAGCGUCUUGUGUGACCUGGAGAAGGACGCAGCUUUCUCUGUGACUUUGGGGGGAUCUAGUUCCUGUUCUCUGAGAAUCUAAAGAAUGGGUUGGCUUUAUGGCCAGCAGCUGUCCUUUUACCAUCCUAUUAUAGUCUUUAAUAGGCUGGGAGACAGACUUGAAGGGCCCAAGGCAGGAAGCUUCCUGUUUACCCUGAGGUCUAACAAUGCGGCAGCUGGAUUGAGCGUCUACAAUUUCAGAGAAAAGUCAUUUCCUUUUGAGACCCUGCUAAAUCAGAAACCAGACGCUUCAUGUACCUAGAAGUAGAUGCUUUUUUGUUCUUUAAUGAAGGUGGGAGGAGAAGGAAUGUUUGGCAAGUAUUUACCAGUCCCCAUUGAAAAAGUCACUUCUUUUCCUGAACAGACCCUCUCUUAUAAAAAAAAAAAAGCGUAAUGUGUGCAGUAGGUUUAAGGGAUUUGAAAUUGACUGAU